AUGUUUUUCUCGUUCGUUCGCAGAAAGGACAACGUUUUGAAACUACUUGUUUCCGUCUUGAAGAUCUUAGAAAUAUUACGUUCAAUUACUGAUAUCUGUCUGUCUGUCUGUCUGUCUAUCUAUCUAUCUUAUCUGUUCACGUCUAUCUCUCUACCUAUCUUAUCUGUUCACAUCUCUCUAUCUAUCUUAUCUGUUCACAUCUAUCUAUCUAUCUUAUCUGUUCACAUCUAUCUAUCUAUCUAUCUAUCUAUCUAUCUUAUCUGUUCACAUCUAUCUAUCUAUCUUAUCUGUUCACAUCUAUCUAUCUUAUUUGUUCACAUCUAUCUAUCUUAUCUGUUCACAUCUGUCUAUCUAUCUAUCUCAUCUGUUCAGGUCUAUCUAUCUAUCUAUCUAUCUAUCUAUCUAUCUUAUCUGUUUACGUCUAUCUAUCUAUCUUAUCUGUUCACAUCUAUCUAUCUAUCUUAUCUGUUCACAUCUAUCUAUCUAUCUUAUUUGUUCACAUCUAUCUAUCUUAUCUGUUCACAUCUAUCUAUCUCUCUGUUCACAUCUAUCUAUCUAUCUACCUUAUCUGUUCACAUCUAUCUAUCUAUCUACCUUAUCUGUUCACAUCUAUCUAUCUUAUCUGUUCACAUCUAUCUAUCUAUCUAUCUAUCUAUCUAUCUGUUCACAUCUAUCUAUCUAUCUAUCUAUCUAUCUAUCUAUCUAUCUAUCUAUCUAUCUAUCUAUCUCUCUAUCUCAUCUCUUCACAUCUAUCUAUCUAUCUAUCUAUCUAUCUAUCUAUCUAUCUAUCUAUCUUAUCUCUUCAGAUCUAUCUAUCUAUCUAUCUAUCUAUCUAUCUAUCUUAUCUCUUCACAUCUAUCUAUCUAUCUAUCUAUCUAUCUAUCUAUCUAUCUAUCUAUCUUAUCUCUUCACUUCUUUUUUCUAAUGGACGUAUAUAAAAAUCUGUUCUCAUCUAUCUAUCUAUCUAUCUAUCUAUCUAUCUAUCUAUCUAUCUAUCUAUCUAUCAUAGUCUCUCCCUAUCCGUAG
Molecule: messenger RNA, 1026 nt
Organism: Acanthosepion pharaonis
Lineage: Eukaryota; Metazoa; Mollusca; Cephalopoda; Sepiida; Sepiidae
Source: the annotation of a GenBank genome assembly